Miscanthus lutarioriparius is the source of this 1833-nucleotide messenger RNA. The record is from the annotation of a GenBank genome assembly. NCBI's taxonomy places the organism in Eukaryota, Viridiplantae, Streptophyta, Magnoliopsida, Poales, Poaceae.
AUGAAGCGGCACAACGUGGGCGAGUUGCCGCUGUCGUCGCCGGCGGGCGACGACAGGCGGCUGCUGGCGACGGAGGAGGCGGAGGACAAGAUGGACAAGUACGACAAGGGGCGGGUCCGCUGUUCCCGUCUCUGCUUCCUCUUCGCGCUCGCCGCCACCGUAUCCAUCCUCGCGCGCCACUGCUACGACGCCGGCCUAGGCCGUGGCGAUAGUGCCGGCGUGGUGCGCAUCGAGGCCGUGCAACACGGCCUGCCGCCGUCGGUGCAUCGAGAGAGGAAGAUCGUUCCGAUCGCUCGCAGCGGCGAGCCGUCGGAGUCCCGACAUUCCACCUCGGCUCCGGUGGACGACGGUGAUGACGCGUCGUCCAAGCCUUCGGCGUCACGGUCUGACGAGUCUGCCAAUCGAGGCAAAACAUCGUCCAAGCAGGGCUCGCCCUCGGGAACUCAUGCUCAUACCAAGCAGCGCGGCGGCCACCCCUUCGAGCGCGCGCUGGCCGCAGCCGACGACAAGGGCGACCUCUGCGGUGGUCAGUACAUCUACGUGCACGAACUGCCGGCCCGCUUCAACAGGGACAUGAUCCAGAACUGCGACAAGCUGUCGCCGUGGACGGACAUGUGCAGGUACACAACCAACGGCGGCUUUGGCCCGCUGCUCCGCGGCGGCAAGGGCGCGUUCCAGGGCAACGGCAACGGCUGGUACGACACCGACGAGCACGCGCUGGACAUCGUCUUCCACGAGCGGAUCAAGCGGUACGAGUGCCUCACCGACGACCCUUCCCUCGCGGCCGCCGUCUUCGUCCCGUUCUACGCCGGCCUCGACGUCGCGCGGCACCUCUGGGGUAACAACGUCUCCGCGAGGGACGACCUGGCGCUGGACCUGGUGAGCCUGCUCGCCAAGAGCCCCGAGUGGCGCGCCAUGGGCGGCCGCGACCACUUCUUCGUGGCCGGCCGCACCACGUGGGACUUCCGGCGGAAGGAUGACGCCCAUGCUGAGUGGGGGAGCAGGCUGCUGAAUCUCCCCGCAGCCAAGAACAUGACCGCGCUCGUGGUGGAGGCCAGCCCGUGGCACCUCAACGACGUCGCCAUUCCCUACCCGACCUCGUUCCACCCGGCGAGCGAUGAGGACCUCUUCUUCUGGCAGGACCGGGUGCGCGCGCUGAACCGCUCGUACCUCUUCUCCUUCGCCGGCGUGCCGCGCCCCGGCGACGCCAAGUCCAUCGAGGGCCACCUCGUCGACCAGUGCAAGGCGUCGGACUCCUGCUCUCUCUUGGAGUGUAGCACCACGGGUCCGGAUAACAAGUGCGAGUCCCCGGCCAGCGUCAUGAAGCUCUUCCAGAGCUCCACGUUCUGCCUCCUGCCGCGAGGAGCCACCGACACGCGCCGUCACGCCUUCGACGCCAUGCUAGCCGGGUGCAUCCCGGUGUUCUUCCACCCCGGCUCGGCGUACGUGCAGUACACCUGGCACCUGCCCAAGACCCACACCGACUACUCGGUGUACAUCCCCGAGGAUGACGUGCGCAAGAAGAACGAGAGCGUGGAGGAGAGGCUCCGGAAAAUACCGCCUGAAACGGUCCGGGCAAUGAGGGACGCCGUCGUCGGCCUCAUCCCGUCAGUGACCUACGGCGACGCGACGUCCAGGCUUGAGACGACGGUGAAGGAUGUGUUUGACAUCGCGGUGGCCGCUGUCAUCAACAAGGUGACGAAGCUGAGGAGGGGCAUCGUGGAGGGUCGAGCCGAGGAGGAGAGGCUGGAGAGGUAUAGCUGGAAGUACCCGUUGUUGGCAGAAGGGCAGAAGGCAGAGGACCAUCAUGAAUGGGAUCCCCUGUUCAAUUAG